CAAGUGAUCACCAUUCGUGCUCCCACGGUAAGUAUCCUGGAAUUGCCCGUGAGUAUUGGGCACUUGACUUGGACCGUGACCGCAUACCGCCCUGGGCCCCAUGCACGUCAUGACUGACAUGAAGACCUCAAUGCCCUCCGAGUCAGCCCCAAGCACAUUAACAUCCAAUGUAGAGCUCGACAAACAGGCUCCGCCUUUAUUUGGGCAUGCUAUGCACAAGCUAUUCGAGUUUGACCCAUCUUACGUGAACCUUAACCAUGGUUCGUAUGGUUCAUUGCCCAUACCAGUCAGAGUUGCAUGCGAUAAGCUCAGCACUCACAUCGAAGCUAACCCAGACAAAUUCAUGCGCAUCGAGUGCAUUCAUCACUGGAUCGAGGCUCGUACUCGAGUGGCCAAGCUGAUAGGGGCAGAUACUGAUGAAUGCGUUUUGGUGAAUAAUACAUUACAUGGCCUGAACACGAUUCUCCGCAACUUCGAGUGGCAUGAAGGGGAUGUCAUCAUUGAGACGACCACAACUUAUAAUGCCGUGUCCCGAGCGAUUAAUUAUCUCGGAGAUAUUCCACCAUAUCCACAAGUAUCCACAUUCAAUCUUCAGUUCCCUACCACACAUGCGGAUAUACUGGAAAACUGGCGAGAACAUAUACGUCGAGUGACUUCGGAAACGAGCGGCCUCCAGCAGACUCGCAAGGUCGUCGCCGUAGUAGACGCCAUCGCGGCCAACCCUGGUGUGCGUCUUCCUUGGAAAGAAAUGGUGGCCAUUUGCAGGGAUGCAGGUGUUUGGUCAGUGGUGGAUGCCGCGCAUUCAAUUGGCCAGGAAGUGGAUAUCAAUUUGUCGGAGGCGAAGCCUGAUUUUUGGGUAUCGACUUGCCACAAAUGGCUCUUUGCAAAGAGAAGUUGCGCGGUCCUUUAUGUGCCAAAACGAAACCAGCAUGUUAUCAAAUCUUGUAUACCCACUCCACGCAAUUAUUGCUCACCUCGAGACAAGGAUUACAAUGGCCCGCAAAGUUUCGUGAAUCUUUUUGAAAGGACGGGGACCAUAGAUUAUGCUCCAUUCCUAAGCGUGAAUGCAGCCUUGGACUUCAGACAGUGGCUCGGCGGCGAACAUAAGAUUAACGAAUACACUCACAAUCUCGCAAUCGCAGGCGGGAAGUAUCUGGCAAGUCUUCUAGGAACCAGUGUAAUGGACCCUGACGGUGACUUAACCCUGAACAUGGUUAACGUGGAACUGCCCAUUCCUGACGACAUUAAAUAUUCGAAUGAAAUUAACACCCUGCUGAUAAAUACGUUAUUAACUGAGUGGAACGUGUACGCUGUUCAUUACUACCACAAUGGAAAAUGGUGGACAAGGUGUAGCGUGCAGAUAUGGAACGAGAUUUCAGACUUCGAAGUUCUUGCCAAUGCUUUCAAGGACGCGUGCCAGAAAGUAGUGAAGUUUGCGAAGUAAUAGAUACUCAAUUCAUGUACAAAUAUAUUUCUUACAAGAAAGAGAUUGAACGGACUAAAA
Molecule: messenger RNA, 1504 nt
Organism: Suillus subalutaceus
Lineage: Eukaryota; Fungi; Basidiomycota; Agaricomycetes; Boletales; Suillaceae
Product: pyridoxal phosphate-dependent transferase
Exons: 9
Coding region: 101-1444 (447 amino acids)
Source: RefSeq, a predicted model, not a curated record